Vicia faba (fava bean) is the source of this 1089-nucleotide messenger RNA. The record is from the annotation of a GenBank genome assembly. Lineage: Eukaryota; Viridiplantae; Streptophyta; Magnoliopsida; Fabales; Fabaceae.
AUGGCUAACGCUACUCUUUUCCAUUCACUGCGAUUAUUUUUGGUUUUCACUUGCAUGUUGUUAAAUGCAGGAAUACUGACAAAUGGUGCACGCUAUCACGACAAAACCUCCAGCUAUUUAUCUUCUUCAAACUCCUCCAACAACAACCACCCUUGGAUCGGACCUGUUGGUCACCGCGUAAUAACGGUUGACGUCAACGGCGGAGGCCAGUUCAGUUCCGUUCAAGAUGCCGUCAAUGCUGUCCCCGACAACAACACAAUGAACGUGCUUAUUAAAAUCAGCGCUGGAAAAUACAAAGAGAAAGUGGUGGUUCCCGUGACGAAACCAUACAUAACGUUUCAUGGUGAAGGGAGAGAGGUGACAGUGAUAGAAUGGCAUGAUAGAGCGAGUGAUCCUGGUCCCAAUGGACAACAGCUACGGACUUAUAGAACUGCUUCUGUUACUGUUUUCGCUAAUUUUUUCUCUGCAAAAAAUAUCACCUUCAAGAACACGGCACCAGCACCGAUGCCGGGGAUGCAGGGAUGGCAAGCGGUGGCGUUUCGGAUAUCAGGCGACAAAGCUUACUUCUCCGGCUGUGGAUUCUACGGUGCACAAGAUACACUUUGCGAUGAUGCUGGUAGGCAUUACUUCAAAGAAUGCUACAUUGAAGGUUCCAUUGAUUUCAUCUUUGGAAAUGGCAGAUCCAUCUACAAGGAUUGUGAACUACAUUCGAUAGCAUCGAGGUUCGGAUCUAUAGCAGCACAGGAUAGAAAUGACCCAACAGAGAAAACAGGCUUCGCAUUUGUACGAUGCAAGGUUACGGGCUCAGGCCCAUUAUAUGUGGGCCGGGCAAUGGGCCAAUACUCGAGAAUAGUAUACGCAUACACAUACUUCGAUAAUAUAGUUGCACACGGUGGUUGGGAUGAUUGGGAUCACGCCAACAACAAAAACAAGACUGUGUUCUUUGGAGUGUAUAAAUGUUGGGGACCAGGUGCAGAUGCAGUACGUGGGGUGUCGUGGGCCCAAGAGUUGGAUUUCGAAUCUGCACAUCCAUUUAUCAGGAAAAGCUUCGUCAAUGGAAGACAUUGGAUAGCCCCCAAUGAUGCUUAG